GCGAAGAGGUACGACGACUGUCACUUAAUUUUAACAAACAUCGCUCUGUUUCACUUCUGUACAGCGUUUCCUUCCUCAUUACUGUAACGGCACAGCGGAAACAAAGUCUUAUACACAUUUAUCUGUCAGCAAGACUGCCUGACCUGCCAAACGGAGAUUGACAUGGCAGCCAAUGGAGCGAGCUGUGAACAGCCUCAGAAACGCACAGGAGCGAAAGACAAACAGAAUGGCAAGUCUGCAGACUCGUCAGUAAGAGACAGGCGUCAGAAAGACAAGGAAGAGCGUCUGUCUAUGGUCUUAUGGAGGAGACCUGUCACCACUCUACAUUACUUUCUCCUGGAAACCCUCAUUAAGCUAAAGGAGCUGACACUUAAGCUUUGGCAGCGACGGGGCACAGUGUUCUUAUUUUUGGUGUUAUGUUCUCUCUUCUCCAUCGCAUACUCCACUGAGGGAGCACACCAACAAUAUGUUCAGUACCUGGAGAAAAAGUUUCUAUGGUGCGCCUACUGGGUAGGCCUUGGGAUCCUGUCCUCAGUAGGCCUUGGGACCGGUCUGCACACCUUCCUCCUUUAUCUGGGUCCUCACAUAGCAUCAGUAACCCUGGCAGCAUACGAGUGUGGCUCCACAGACUUCCCAGAGCCUCCCUACCCAGACCAGAUUGUCUGUCCCCAGGGUGGAGCGGUGGAGGGCAGCAUCUCCCUCCUCUCAAUCAUGUCAAAGGUCCGCCUGGAGGCCUGCAUGUGGGGUGCAGGCACUGCCAUUGGGGAGCUGCCUCCAUAUUUCAUGGCCAGAGCGGCUCGCCAGUCGGGAGCUGAUCCAGAUGAUGAAGACUAUGAGGAGUUUGAGGAGAUGCUUGAGCAGGCUGAAGGUGCUCAGGACUUUGUCACAAGAGCAAAACUGGGAGUCCAGCAUAUGGUGCAGAAAGUGGGAUUCUUUGGGAUCUUGGCUUGUGCCUCAAUCCCUAAUCCUCUCUUUGACCUGGCUGGAAUAACCUGUGGCCACUUCCUGGUUCCCUUCUGGACUUUCUUUGGAGCAACUCUAAUUGGGAAAGCCAUCAUCAAGAUGCAUAUACAGAAACUAUUUGUUAUCAUUACCUUCAGCAAGCACAUAGUGGAGCAAAUGGUGUCACUCAUUGGGUCUGUACCCAAACUAGGACCAUCACUCCAGAAGCCCUUCAGUCAGUACCUGGAGGCACAAAGGAACAAGCUGCACCACGCUGGAGGAAGUGCACCAGCGGAUGAGAACUGGCUGUCGUGGGUGUUUGAGAAGGUGGUGCUGGUCAUGGUCUGCUACUUUGUCAUUUCCAUUGUCAACUCCAUGGCUCAGAGCUACGCCAAGCGGCUGCAGCAGCUGAGGCACUCGGAGGAGAAAACCAAGUGAUGGCGAAACAAAGCGGUACAAACAUCCAAGUGACUGCAUUUCUGCUGCUGCUGCUGAGAUCCCUCCACUCAGCCACAGCCACUCACAACUUGACAACAAACCUCACCUUCAUCCAUUCUCAAAGAGGCCGAACGCUCUAAAAACCAGGCAUCAUGUGUUGGUCUGUGUGCUUCUGAGGAUGUAUGUACUGUUAAGCGUUUCCCACUUCAGGUUUUGUAGGUCCUUCUCUCAUCUCACCCUCUAGGUGUGUGUAGUAUGAUUCAUUCUACUGCUGAUCUUAACAUGUUACUUUAAUGUUAAUUUAACCCUUUCAUUGACCUCAGAAGUAAAGCAGCGGUUUGGUUGGUAACUGCUGUCAGGGCAGUGCCCAUCAGAUGCUAUGCCUUAUGCAAGAUGGGAAGCUCCGACUUUCCUUGACUUGAUUUUUAUUUAAUUUUGUAACUUUUAUGUAUGGAUGGAUCUUGAUUUGUUUGUACAGUGUGCUGCCAAGAUAACUGCUAUGGAUGGUGUUUCUUUUCAGGGUUCAAUUGUCCUCAUGUUUUUUUGUCCUGUUAAACAGUAACACCAGUUUGUCUACUUUUGUUUCUGGACUUGUCAGUUUAAAAUGGUGGAGAAAAAAAAGCAAUAUCAACAAAACAGUGUGGUAUUGAUGGUUUGCACAUUGUGUAAAUAUCUUACUAUCUUUUUUGACAGUAUGCUCAGAUGUAUUUCUAUUCUAAUGCUCUGUGUGGACAUGAGUCAACUUGAACCAAAACACAAAAGAGAAGGUGAUAUCAUGUGUAAAGUGACAUUGUACUCUCGGCUAACUAGUCCCAUUUCUAUUCUGUACAUUUAGGUUGAACAUUGGAUCAGAACAUAUAUAAAACAUGAAAAUCAUA
Molecule: messenger RNA, 2258 nt
Organism: Amphiprion ocellaris (clown anemonefish)
Lineage: Eukaryota; Metazoa; Chordata; Actinopteri; Pomacentridae
Gene: vmp1
Product: vacuole membrane protein 1
Exons: 12
Coding region: 163-1380 (405 amino acids)
Source: RefSeq, a predicted model, not a curated record